UUAUUAAACCAUACUGGAAAUUAAGAUCAGCCAGAUAAUUCAAUCUUUUUUUUUUUUUGUGGUUUUAUUUUGAUAAAUGGGACAGGAAGUCAGCUACAAAAAUCUGCUCGUCAUUGUUUUAUUGUUGAAACUGAAUACCGGAAGUUGAGCUUGUAGUAACGGCGGCAGUUCGACGGCGGUGACUGGACAGGCGGAGGAGAAUCAACGGGCGGCAGUCGGGCCGAGCGCCGGGGUGUCAACGCUAGAUGAAGCCGGAAACGUUUCCGUCCCGUACGGUGUGACAGUUUACAUUUUGUACAGAGUGUGGGCCGAUAAUGGUGGACGGGGACACCUGAUGAAGUUCACCAGAGAUAUCUGCCGGCUGCUGGGCUUCGGACGCGAACGGCACGAUUCAAAGCCAGCCUCAUUAGUAAAUAAUCCAACUCCAUGAGCCCAUUUCACUGCAUCGUUUUGAUCUUCGGCGUCUGCAGCCUGACUUCAGCAGCAGGAGACGUCUCAGACCUGCCAGGUGAGGAGGAGAUGGAGGUUCAGGCUGGAGCUUCAGACCCGGCAGACGGGAGAAAAGGCCGAAGCUCAUCACAGGCGAUGCCGAACGGCGAGGAGGGUUUGGACGACGAGGAGAAGACGAGAAGGAGAGCUGAGAGGAGGAGAGCCAAAAGGAAGAGACAGAAGGAGCGCAAGAAGCUGGAGAGAGAGGAGAGGACUGAGGACGCGUCAGAGCAGGAAGAGGAAAUGGCCGGAGCGUUGUCGGACAGUGACGCUGAGGAGGAACCGAAAGAAGAGGAGGAAUGGGUCGCCGUUCGUCCCAGAAACAAAUGCAAUCCUGAACCAGUCCCUGCCCUCGUGACGACCUCCAGGAACCGCCAGCUGGCCCGAGUGACCUCCGAGGAGGAGCCGGAGUGGGACGUCAGCAGUGCCUUUGUGGCCAAAGUCGCCAGCCACAUCAAACUGAAGACCGCGAAGAGCAAAGUGACGCAGAUCUCCAGAGAGAACAAAGAGAACGAGGCCAGGAGCAGCCAGGUGGAGAACACAGAGGAAAUGAGGCGGAGGGGGGAGGCUCUGACAGUGCAGGGCAUCCAGAUGUUUGUGCAGGGCCACUACAGCCAGGCAGUGGACAUGUUUACAGAGGCCAUCUACUGUGACCCCAAGGACCACAGGUUCUAUGGAAAUCGGUCCUACUGUUACUGGUGUCUGGAGCAGUACUGCUCUGCCUUAAGGGACGCUCAGAGGUCCAUUCAGCUGGCUCCCGAUUGGCCGAAGGGAUACUUCCGUAAGGGCUGUGCUCUGAUGGGGUUAAAGUGGUACAGCGAGGCAGAGAAGGCCAUGGAGCAGGUUCUGAGGUUGGAUCAGCGCUGUAAGGAAGCGUCCAGCAAACUCUUCAGCUGCCGGGUCCUGCAGCUCGUGGAGCUGGGUUUUGAGGAAGAGCAGAGUAAACUGCUGCUGGAGAAGUUCUCCACCGUCCAGGCGGUCGUCGCUUCACGCGAGGCCAAAACCCUGAAGUACCCCCCUCAGCAGGACCACAGUGGGAGCUGUCGCUCUCUGUGGGUCGGGAACAUCACAUUAGAAGUCACAGAGAAAGACCUGUGGGAUCUCUUCACGAUGUUCGGCGAGAUAGAGAGCAUCAGAGUUCUUCACGAGCGCUUCUGUGCCUUCGUCAACUUCGAGAAUGCCAACAUGGCUGCCAGAGCCCUGGAGAAGCUGCAGGGGGUGGAGCUGGGGAGCAGCAAGCUGGUGAUGAGGUAUCCAGACCGCUGGAUCCAGCGGACUCUGCCCCCCAUACGGAGGACCAACACGAGCCUCAGCUCCAACGCUGCAGGAACGCAGCAGGGCUCAGCUGCCGCAGGGUCCAGACGGUGUGCGCCCAUAGACGGAGACAAGUGCUUCUACUGGCGGACCACGGGCUGUUUCUAUGGCGACAAGUGCCGCUUCAAACACACACCGCACCAGCAAGGCCGAGACAAGAGACAAGAGACCAUGACAGCAUUAAAGUGUGCGUGAAAGACGGAGGAGGAACAAGAAGGACGGUGAGCAGGGUGGAGGACAGAAGACGAGAAGACCAAAUCCCUGACCACACUGACAUCUGACUCUGUGUGUGUGUGUGAAUGCAAGUCCAAGUCCGGGGUUGUGGCUCCGACAUGGGGAGGAGGUUUACGGCGACGUGACUCUGCACAGCUCCUGAUGUCAGGAACUCCUCAAAGCAAUUUAAUUUACUGGAAGCGUCAUGGAGGAACUCGUCAUGUGGUUGGCUGAACCAUGUUGGAAACACGAGCAGACAGACCUUCUCUGGUCAUCAGAGCAGAAUGCCUUUAAAGUCAUUUAUUUUGACAUCUUUGAAAUGUGUACUUUAUACAAAACAAUAAAUCAAGUUCACCUG
Messenger RNA from Scatophagus argus, 2374 nucleotides. Its product is annotated as hsp70-Hsp90 organizing protein 2-like. The record is from RefSeq and is a predicted model, not a curated record. NCBI's taxonomy places the organism in Eukaryota, Metazoa, Chordata, Actinopteri, Scatophagidae. The coding region runs from base 427 to 1998 and encodes 523 amino acids. Gene Ontology annotation, molecular function: RNA binding; metal ion binding; protein binding. The transcript has 17 exons.